GCGCACCAAUCAGAGCACCCAAAAUCGGUGCGGCGCGUUGGCCACUCUGAAUUUUUUCCCUCUUCUUUUCCCUUUCGCCCCUGCCCGUCCUGCAUUCUGGGACCCUUGAUUAUCCAAUGGAACCCUUUUGUCCUUUCUUUCAAUCCUCCCCGCUCCUCCAUCUUUUCGAACGUCGACUGUUGUUCUUGGAGUGACGACUGUAUACAGCCUGCGCCACAUCUUGUUCUCUUCCGCCACGUCUCGCACCUUCUUGUCAAAAAACACCGAGGGGCUUUUUUGGUUCAUUCGCAACAACAAAUCUAUUGUCAUCUGUCUACUGGCCUCCCCGAUAAGAGCAUAGAAUAGCGGAGGACAUCCCUCGCGACACGCCAUAUACCCACCACUGCCGACAUCCGGUCGCUCUCCGAACCGCCGUCCUUUCCGCCCAGACUGUAAACUUCCAUCUCACCGUCAUACCAUGUCAGAUGUCUCCCCCUCCCACCGUCCCCCGCCCCACCAGCCUCAGCAGCCCCCGCAACACAUCCCCCCCAUCUACUCCCCCUCCCCCUACGCCCAGUCCGCCGCACCCAUCACUGCCACCCAGGGGCCCCCACGGCUGCCCAACCUCACCCCCAUGCCGGACUCGGCUAGCACAACCCACUCCUUUGCUGCAGACCUCUCCAUGGGCAGCGUCAAGACGGAGGACUCGGGGCCCGUGGGCGAGCCGAACGGCCAGACAGUGCAGAUGCAGUCGCUCCAGCAACAGCAACCUAUGCAGCAGCCACAGCAAGGAGGACCGCAGGGGCUAAAAGGAAAGAAUGGCGCAACGGGGCCGGCGGAUAACAAACCCAAGCCUCAUGUGUGCAACGUCUGUCAACGAGGGUUCACGACCGGUGGGCAUCUGCAAAGACACCAGCGGAUCCACACGGGGGUGAAGGCGUUCAAGUGCCCCUUCCCGGGGUGCGAGACGCGGACGAGUCGGCAGGACAACUUGCAACAACACUACCGAACGCACUUGUCGCCGACACUAAGACGGGGUUCAGGUUCAGCAGCGAGGGCGGCAGUCAAUGCUGCGAUGGAAGCCGCCGGGUUAAAAUCAUCGACGGCUCGCCAACCACGCAAGUCCAAGAGCGCCACCGGCACCCCCACCUCGGCAUCCACCCCGCACUUUCCCUCCCCCUACCCCCCUCAGGCCGGGCCAAACCCGUACGCACCCUACAUGUACGACCAAGCCCACUACCCGCCUCCCUACCCUAUUCCGCCAAGCAUGUCCAUGGCCCAACCUCCUUCGGCCUCUUCCUCCCGCGUGCCGUCACCCACCAACCCGAACGGUCACCCGCAGCACGCCCACGCUCAAUUGCCCCCAGCACACCAACAGUCCUUCUUUGCGCAACCGCACUAUACCCAGCAGUACCCGUCGUAUGCCGUGCCACCGCAGCAUCAGCAAACGUACAGAUACCCAGCGGGUGCGAUGGGCUAUGCGCCUGCGCCGGGCGGGUAUGUGCACCAUGGUCUGUAUAGUACGGGCAUGCCAGAGCAGGGACACAUGUACAACCCGAUGCAGUUUCAGCAUAGGGAAGGGUCUUAUGGGCUACCUGCUGCUGCUUAUGGCGGCGGCGGUGGUGGUGGUGGAGGAGGUGGCGGAGGGCAAGCGCAGAGAAGUCCUACGGCGAAUGGGUAUGGCCAUCCCCGUAGAUGAGCCGGCAACAAAGAAAUGUUUUCCAUCUACACUAGCAUACAUAUUAUAGUCGUUGUCCUUUUCUUGGUUUUUGGUCGUUCUUAUAGAUUCGGGGUUCCAUCAAGAUAUAUGGGAUGGGCUCUUUCGGGUUAUUUGGGUACUUGUCAGAGAGAUGCAUUGAUUGUUGUCUCUCCAAAGUACACGGCGAGGCGAGGCGAGGAGUCGAAUGUUGAUGGCGCAAGCUGCAAGGCACGCGUUGCUGCCUUUCUCCCUUCCUCUGGUCGCCUUGCAAGACCUCUUGUAAGCGGUUUACCAAG
Molecule: messenger RNA, 1974 nt
Organism: Cryptococcus amylolentus CBS 6039
Lineage: Eukaryota; Fungi; Basidiomycota; Tremellomycetes; Tremellales; Cryptococcaceae
Exons: 4
Coding region: 458-1678 (406 amino acids)
Biological process (GO): regulation of transcription by RNA polymerase II
Cellular component (GO): transcription regulator complex; PcG protein complex
Molecular function (GO): RNA polymerase II cis-regulatory region sequence-specific DNA binding; DNA-binding transcription factor activity, RNA polymerase II-specific
Source: RefSeq, a predicted model, not a curated record